ACUCCGCCUGUUGGGAUGGAGGGGAGGGGGGAUUAGGAAAAGGAGUAGGAAUUCCUCGAAAGGGAGUAAAGUGGCGCCUAAUAUUCAGAAGGAGGUGCCACUUACAUGAAUUGCCUUGCUCAGGGUUGGGGCGAAAACAUAUUUUGGGCGCUCUGAAAAGUCCACACAGGCACACGGGUUUGAGAAGUUUGUUCGGCCGGGAAACGGGCUUCGCCAGUACGAACAAUCCGGGGAAACCCCAGAAGGUUCCUUCAGCGGUAUGUGAGAAAGAAAUUGAGGGCAGGGGUCUGUGGCCACGUUUUCCACCAGACUGUCCCUGGUAGAAGGAGAUCGGGAAGAAGACAGAGAAUGAGUAUGAAAGAGAAAGUUUCCUUCCUAUCAGAAUCUUUCGAUUCAGAAGCAGUGUGUGUGUAAGGGGUAGCAGACGCUGGCUUCCAACAUUUCAGAAGAAGCGUCUAAGAUUUGCAAACACCCUUCGUGGGGACUGUGAACCCCAGGAGACACCGAGGAGUAGGUUGGCUGCCCCGCGCGGGUCUGUGUGAGGGCGCGAGGUAGAUGGUGAGCGGCCCCGGCAGCUGAGGGCAGGCCGGGCCCCCAGGCGCCAAAGAGCUUGAAGGACUGCGCAGUGGGAGCCCCGCACUGCGCCAGGCCCCGGCCCCCUGGAUCCGUCGGGGCGCCUCCACCCAGCUGUUAGCAUGAUGUCUUACCUCAAACAACCCCCAUACGGCAUGAACGGGCUGGGCCUGGCCGGGCCAGCCAUGGACCUCCUGCAUCCUUCCGUGGGCUACCCCGCCACCCCGCGGAAGCAGCGGCGGGAACGCACUACCUUUACACGCUCACAGCUGGACGUGCUCGAGGCGCUCUUCGCCAAGACUCGCUACCCUGACAUCUUCAUGCGCGAGGAGGUGGCGCUCAAGAUCAACCUGCCGGAGUCCAGAGUUCAGGUCUGGUUCAAGAACCGCCGUGCCAAAUGCCGCCAGCAGCAGCAGAGCGGGAGCGGGACCAAGAGCCGCCCAGCCAAGAAGAAGUCGUCCCCGGUGCGGGAGAGCUCGGGCUCGGAAAGCAGCGGCCAGUUCACGCCUCCCGCUGUGUCCAGCUCCGCCUCAUCCUCCAGCUCAGGAUCCAGCGCCUCCGCCAACCCAGCGGCGGCAGCGGCGGCAGGCCUGGGCGGGAACCCGGCGGUGGCAGUCCCGUCGUCGUUGAGUACGCCGGCUGCCUCAUCCAUCUGGAGUCCGGCCUCCAUCUCGCCGGGCUCAGCGCCCGCGUCGGUGUCAGUGCCCGAGCCCUUGGCCGCGCCUAGCAACGCGUCGUGCAUGCAGCGCUCGGUUGCUGCAGGCGCCGCCUCGGCUGCAGCCUCUUAUCCCAUGUCCUACGGCCAGGGCGGCAGCUACGGGCAGGGCUACCCCGCGCCCUCGUCUUCCUACUUUGGCGGCGUGGACUGCAGCUCCUAUCUAGCGCCCAUGCACUCGCACCACCACCCGCACCAGCUCAGCCCUAUGGCACCCUCCUCCAUGGCCGGCCACCAUCACCACCAUCCGCACGCGCACCAUCCGUUGAGCCAGUCCUCAGGCCAUCAUCACCACCAUCAUCACCACCACCACCAGGGCUACGGCGGCUCAGGGCUCGCCUUCAACUCUGGCGACUGCUUGGAUUACAAGGAGCCUGGCGCCGCCGCUGCUUCCUCGGCUUGGAAACUCAACUUCAAUUCGCCCGACUGUCUGGACUAUAAAGACCAAGCCUCAUGGCGGUUCCAGGUCUUGUGAGCCCAGGAGUGGGAGGAAGAGGAGAUGAAACGCAACUACCUGCGCCCUCCGUGGUCCCCGUCCUGUUGCUGCUGCUGCACCGCCCGCCUUUGCCUCGGCUUCUGCAGACCUGAAUUUUCAUGCCCCUGAAAGAUGCCCUUUGCCUGCACUGCCGCCCUCAUCUUUCUGCCACUUUGUUUGGGGGAUGUGCAGACCCGCCCACCCCUUGGAUGAGGGGACAGGUGCUUUGGCUUGGCCCACAAGUUCUAUAUGGGGAGAGCUGUGUGCUCUCUUCCUCAUCCCCUAACGAACUCCUAAGUCACUCUCCUCUGGUGUUUCCGGGCAGUUAUUAUGCACUUGCAGCCUUCGGAGGCUCUUGCUCUGACUCUCUGUUUGAACCGUACACUUUUAUUUAUUCUUUCUGGACACUGGAAUCACUAACUGGCAUGUGUCUGCCCACUGGAGUGCACCCACACUCUACCCCAAAUCAAAACAACCACUAAGUGUUUCUCGCUUGCAGACUACCGCCCCUUCAGCAGCCCUCGGUCCCGCUCCCCGGCUGCAGGCCAGAGCUUUCCGGCGUUUUCUCCUCCCCAGCGGGAUGCGCUGGGGCACGGCUGGAGGGAGGAGCGCGUCCCUAGCCUCUCGCGCACAGCCCCGCCCUGCGUAGAACUGGCUCAAGCUUCCGCCUCGGCGGGAAUGCUGUACAUAGUCGGGUCCGUUCCAGGGACCAUUUAAACUUUUUAGUUGCUGUUGGUUGAACUGAGCAUAUCUCGUCUUAGCGCCCAGGAAAUAGAACUUUAAGAUAUAUACAGCAUAUAUAUACAUAUAUAUACACACAUAUAUAUAAAACAAAAGCAAAAAAUAUUUUCCCUCUGUCCCCCUCCGUCUCUUCCUUAAACGAUGGCGCUUUUAUUUUUUCAGUUGUUGCAAAGCUGUCCUGCUCUCUCACACCUUCUCCCUCUGUGUGUUUAUUAAAGAGAACCUUUUGGUUCCAGGAAGCUGGGCGCGGAGGAUAGAGAGGGUCCGAGAGUGUGAAGGAAACGACCAAGUCAGGGUACAGGGGAGGGGGCUAGGCUGGGCGGGGACGCAGGGCUGAGCCCUUCACCCGGUCGAAGCACAGAGUCGCAGUUCCGGUGUAGAGACCAAUCACAAAACAAAACAAAACAAAAAACAAACAAAAAUACGGCAUUAUGGAAAAACAAACAAGUCAACCCAGGCCCCAAACCCUAGUUCCAAUUCCUCUGUCGGUUUCUCUCUUUUUAAACAACCCUGUUUCGUCUAGUGAGUUUUUAGUGCACCUUCAUUCUCCGAAAUCUGCGGAGAGCCCGCGCCUGUGUAUCAAUUUUGGCUUUGGCCUUUUCGUCCAGUAGGUGGGAAAGUAAUUUGUAAAUUUGAUUUGUCCGAUGUGAAGAUCACAAAUUACUUGUUGAAAUGUAAGGCAGUCCCCCUCCUCCCCUUUUAUCUACAUUAUUUCCCGAAAAUAAAUGCAAAUUAAUGAA
Messenger RNA from Herpailurus yagouaroundi (jaguarundi), 3244 nucleotides. RefSeq names its product orthodenticle homeobox 1 (gene OTX1). The transcript is spliced from 5 exons. Gene Ontology annotation, biological process: multicellular organism development; regulation of transcription by RNA polymerase II. Lineage: Eukaryota; Metazoa; Chordata; Mammalia; Carnivora; Felidae. Gene Ontology annotation, molecular function: RNA polymerase II cis-regulatory region sequence-specific DNA binding; DNA-binding transcription factor activity, RNA polymerase II-specific. The record is from RefSeq and is a predicted model, not a curated record. Gene Ontology annotation, cellular component: nucleus. Bases 696 to 1763 code for a protein of 355 amino acids.